UUCCACCGAAUCCUUACACCGAAAGGAUGAUGGUUUUUAUGCGCGUCGCGUUGACAAUAGCGUAGAGCUGUAUCUACACCACCUGAAAAGCAGGGAAAAGGAAAAACCACCGUUUUUCCACCGUUUCGGGGUGAGAUGCGGAAGAAUUCGGACGUGCCGAAAGUGUUUUGGAAGCUAGGUUGAGCCGGUUGAAGAAAGUGUACAGUGUGCGUCAAGCAAAAGCGAAACGAGUUCCAAUACUCAAACAGGCGCCCGCAACGCGUCCGAAAAGUGCUACUUUAGUGUGAAGAAAAAGAAAUACGAAUACGAAUCCUGCUCGAAGUGAAAGUUGGUUUGCAAAGAAGCAAAAAAAAAGGGAAAAAGAAGGCAAAGUGAGCCUUCCGAAAAAAGAAAAGAAAAAAAGCGAAAAAGUUAAAAGAAGUCAAAAAGUCAAGUGGAGUUGUUAAAAGUUAAAAUAUAUUCUUGUCUCUCUUGCCUGUUACUGCUGCCAUUUUUGCUGUUCUGUGCCGCGCAGCCGAUCCCGGGUUUCCACCCCUAAUUCGGGGUGCGUAUCGGUCCGUGGGUGCCCCUGGUGUUAUCUGUCGUGGGUGUGCCUGUAAAAGUGUGCGUAGUGCGUGUGUGUGUGUGUGUGUGUGUGCGAGUGUCGGAGCGAAGGGCAUGUGAACCGACCGUGAACCGUAAUAUGAUUUUUCCAGCAACCGUCAUCCAGCGCGGCACGGCAAGUUUAGCGACGUUUUAGCAAAGCGAUGGUACAACGCAACAAGUCAAGCAUGGAUUACGUUAGUUUAGGCUGUUGCACGUUGGCCUUCGUGCUGUACAUUAACACACUGAGCGCGGGAUUCGUCUACGAUGACAGACGAGCGAUCCUUGGCAAUCCGGACGUGCUCGGUACGGGCGGCUGGGCUCAGAUGCUGCAGAACGACUUCUGGGGGACACCGCUGGUGGAUUCCGGCUCGCACGGCUCCUACCGUCCGCUGUGCGUGGCCAGCUUCAAGCUCAACUACCUGGUGGACGGGUUCAAACCGUUCGGCUACCACCUGGUCAACGUGCUGCUCCACUCGCUAGCGACCGGGCUCGUGGUGAAGCUGGCCCGGCACAUCCUGCCGAUGGGUGGCCGGUCCGGGGUGGCCAUCACCGGGCUGCUGUUUGCGGCCCAUCCCAUCCACACCGAGGCGGUGGCGGGCGUCGUUGGCCGGGCGGAUCUGACCGGGUGCAUCUUCUACCUGCUCGCGCUGCUCGCCUACAUACGUCACGUCCGGUGGCGGCAGUGGGGCGACGGCCGGCAGUGGUUGGCCCUCGCCGUCACCGUUCUGCUGGCCGGCGCGGCCAUCCUCUGCAAGGAAACGGCCGUGACAGCUUUAGUGGUUUGCGCGAUUUAUGACAUCAUAAAGGGAUACGCCGGAUCCAGAGAUAAGCACCGCGUCCGGAGCCUCAGCAUUAUUGCCCUGUCGCUGGCCUUCAUCAUACACUGCCGCCUAACGCUUCCGCGGCCAGCCACACUGUUUUCAACCGCCGACAAUCCAACCGCCAGAAGUGGUUCCCUGUGGACCAGAUUUCUCACCUUCACCUACCUACCGGUGGUCAACUUUAAGCUGCUGCUGCUGCCGGACGUGCUCAGCUUCGACUGGGGCAUGGACGCGAUACCGCGCAUCGGGUCCGUGUUCGAUCGGAAGGUGGCGCUGGCCAGCCUGUUCUAUCUAGCGCUCGGUUGGGCUGUGUGGAGUAGCAGCCGGGCUCUUGCAAGACAGUCCGCGCGCUCGAUAACCGGCUCCUCGGCGAAAGGUGCCAACGGUGCUUCCAGCUUCAAUCGGAAGCUUACCAACAAACUUAACCUGCACCGACUACGGACGGAGGAAGGUGCGCUGCCCGUGGUACAGCUGACCGAGGACCCGGCCGGUGCUGCGGUGGGUUGUGCACUGUGCAAGCACGAUGCGGACCUGCACCAUUCCAGCUCCUGCCGGACGCUGCACAACAACAACGGCAUGUCGUCCAUCAUCUGCGGGUGUGCCUACGCGCCGGAAUACAAAUAUUUAUCACUAGCGCCUUCGACACUGGCCAGCUACUUCUGCCGGACGGCCGGGUCCACGGGCAAGAGCACGGUGCGACCCAGCAACAAUAAUAACAACGAUAGUGCCAGCAUCAACUACAACCAGAGCUUCCAGGGUACGGUUGGCAAGAAGUUCGCCUGUCACUGGCCACUCGGUGACGCGGCGAGCCUGGCCAAAGAGAAACCAUCCGGGGAGUGCUCGCCGUUCCCAUUUGCCACACUUCUCACCACAACGCCAGAGAUAGCUUCCCCGUCCCGCACACCUUCCCUGUCCUCUUCUUCCUAUACCUCUUCCUCCUCAUCGUCCUCCGCUUCCAGUUCCUGUGCUUCAUCGGUGCGCGGCGACAGUGCGGAUGGUUCCACCGACGAGGCGAGCCUUCGGGACGGGUGCACGCUGCACAGUUCGCCCGCUGCCGCACUGCUAAUGUCCGUGGCGUUGCUCGCGCUACCCUUCCUGCCCGCCAGCAACCUCCUGUUCUACGUGGGCUUUGUCGUCGCGGAACGUAUCCUCUAUCUGCCGAGCGUUGGCUACUGUCUGCUGAUCGGGCUCGGUGUGAGUAGUCUGAUUGAUGGUGCCGGUGUCGUCGCCCGUGGCCACGGCGCGACCAACUCGCCCAGCACUACCGGUGGUGCGGCCGGUAGCACGAAGGCAUUGAACCACUACGGUCGGUGUAACGGUCGUCGAACCGGUGGGUCGUGCUGGGUGGGUGCGGCCGUGCGCAAGUGUAUGACCCUGGUGGGUGCCCCGACCGCGAGGGGCGAGUGUAGUGCCGGUGCGAGUGAUGUGAGUGCGGGUGACGAUGCCAACGGCAUCAACCGUAUGUCGGUCAACAGUGAUAAUGGUAACGGUGGCCGGUAUGGCAAAUUCCGCAACGGCAACGGAAUCGUUGCGUCUGGUGCAAGUGUUGUCUGUGCGAGUAGCGUCUCUAGCAAGCCUUCCCGGCAGCCGAUCCCGGCGGCCGGUAGGAGUGGCCGCACGAGUGGUCGCAGCACCAAGGCGCACGGCCCACGGCGGCGACAGCUCGUUCUGGCGUGUGUCGGCCUGCUGCUGAUUGCGUACAGUGCAAAAACGGUGCGCCGGAAUCGUGACUGGGUGGACGAGGAAAGCCUGUUCCGGAGCGCGAUCGCGGUCAAUCCCCCGAAAGCGCUCGGAAAUUUAGGAAGUGUCCUUAGUGCGCAGGGCCGCUAUCAGGAAGCCAAGGAGGCCCUGAAGGCAGCACUCAGCCAUCGCCCCAACAUGGCGGAUGUACAUUAUAAUCUAGGGAUCUUGCUACAAAACCAGCAAGAUUACAACGAGGCUGUGGAGAGCUUUCGAAAAGCGAUACGCUUUCGACCAUCGCUGGCACUGGCCUACCUGAACCUUGGGACCUCACUGAUAGCACUGGGCCGCUGCCAGGAAGCGGCCAGCGUCCUGCGGGAAGGCACCAAGCUGGACGGUUCCGGGCUGCGGGACCGGGCAGCACACGACAACGCCCGCAUCAGUGCACUGCUGCAGCUCGGCAAUCUGUACGCCGAUCAGGGAAAACUGCAGCGUGCCCUCGCCGUGUACCGGGAGGCAUUGCACACACUGCCGGAACGAUAUCCGCCCCAGGGUAUCUACCAUCGUUUGGGUGACAUCUUUGCCCGUCUUAGCCAGUGGAGUGAAGCGGAACGGUUUCAACGGGCGGCCCUCGAAGCCCAACCGGAUCACAUCGCUGCCCAUCUAUCGUACGGGACGAUGCUGGCGCGAAACAGCAGCCGAACGUCCGAGGCGGAACAGUGGUUCCGGAGAGCACUCCGGUUAGCACCGAACGAUGCCAGCGUACACCAUCAUUACGCUGAAUUUCUAUCCUCCCAGCGCCGUACGGAGGAAGCGUUCCAGUAUCGGGUAAAGGCGGCUGAGCUGGCUCCGGAAGAUUACGCACUGGUAAUGGCGGCCGCCUCAAGUCUCCGGUUGCAUGACCGCAAACUCGAAGCCGAACGGUGGUACCGACAGGCUGUGAAAUUACGACCACAGGAAGCCCGUGCACACACCAACCUGGGAGCGAUUCUACACCUGCUCGGGCGCACACAGGAAGCGGCCAACAGCUAUCGGGAAGCGCUUCGGUUGCAACCGGACGAUCUGACCACGCUUUCGAAUCUGGCCAAGCUGGGCGUACCGGCCAUAUCCUGAGACGCUACGGCAGGGCGGCCAGCUAGUGUCCGGAAGCCCGGAAGUUGAUUGCAACCGACGGGGACCGAACGAGCGAUGGCGAUGAUGAUGGCCGGAUGGAAGUGAAAUAUGUUCGCUGGGAAUUGAUUGAAAUCGUUGUACAGAGACUGUUGUGUAGUGUAUUAAAGGGUGCGAUAGAGCGAGAGAGAGAGAGUAUGAGAUGCAGAGAAAAGGGAGUCACAAAACCAAAUAGUAAAUAGAUGAAAUGUAUAUAGAAAGGAACAAAAGGGUCAGAAUGUGUUGGAAGGGAAUUGUUGAAGCAGCUGGAAGCUCCUUGAAAAGAAAACCAAACAAUGCGUAGGCUAGCUAGUGAACAAAAUCGAUUAACCCUUUGACCAGGACAAGGACAACAGGGGAAGCCCGCCUAGUGGAAAUGGAAAAUUAGGAACAAUUGUGUUGGAACUCUGUUGAAAAGUAUAAGUAUAUAUAUAUAUAUAUAUUUAAAACAAACAGCAAAAAAGCAAAGCAAAACUAGUAGAAAAUGAUAAACGAUUAUGUUAUGCGAGCUGCAGACUUUGUUCUGUUUACGGGCAAGCGAAAAAGGGAUAGGAACGGUCCGGUUAGACAACGACGAUUUUUAAUGUGCGUGCCGAGUGAAGUGUGGACAUCCGAGCUCAUGCUAGUAAUCAUACUAUCGACUGUACAUACAAAGUUUAUAAAAAAGGAUGGAAAGAAAAACCGAACAAAGAGCAUCAGUGCUGUAUAUAACGAUAAUCAGACAAAUUGGAUCAACCAUCACAACAAACAUAAACGAACACUUGCAAAUAAACGAAACUGAAACGAAACGGGGCAUAAUGAACCAAAUAAUGAAAUACAAAACCACACAGAACAAACACACACACACACACACUGAGAAAUAUAUUAUCAUACGAACGCAUUUAGUAUCGGAAAGGUAAAUCAACCAACCUAACCCACUCCCUCAUUAACGAAACCUCGCUCACUUCCAGGCAGGCAGGGCAGCUCUCUAACAAAAUGUGCCAGGACGGAGGCUGAUUCCAGAUUGCAUUUUUUUCUCCUUGUAACAGACCUACGUGCAUCAUCAAGUGGCAUCUCCACAAUGUAAAACUGUAAUUAAAGGUUUUGUGUUUAUUAUUAUAAUUAUUUGCGUAAAGUGCGGGUAAACAGGAACAUGGAGUGAAAGGCACCCCCCAAUCCCAUCCCAGUUUGGUUCGUUUGUAAGCAAUCGAAAUAAACAUUGCACACCGAUCGAUGAUGAUCCGCCAAAUGCAUCAAUCCCGUUUUUACCGUGAAUCAAUCAUCACACUCCCAUACAACACGCAUAAAUACAGCUAAGUGCGAGCAGGUGGUGGUGAUCUGAGCUGGGGGACCGGCAUGUAUUUACUGAUAAUGAAACGCAAAACAAAACAAGAAAAACCUAUAUAUAUACACACACGAAGCCAGCAGUGCAAAUACUUCACUCUCCGCAGUGCCGGAAAUGAACUUCCAUUUAAUGAGAAGAUCCCAUCGUCGUCGAGCUUUGGGCUGCCAGACAAAUUAAUUUGCGAAACCGAAAGGAAGGAUGCACCAACAACAAACAAUCAGACAGCAAAGCAGAAUCACAAUAAAAUCAAUGAAAAUGAGAGGACCGCAGGGUCACUGUCAUAUCGUGGCACGGUGGUCAGUGAAAGAAGUUCAUCAGCAUGCAAACAAUACGCACCUGUAUCUCCCCCGACCCGGUCUCCUCUGGCCGCAGCUGGAGGCUUCCCCAGGAAAACAAAACCGAAACACAGAUUAUACAUUAUACAUGAAUAGAAAAAAGCAAAGAAAAAAAGCGGGAAUAACUCACCACACAGGAUCACUCAGUUAAGGAAAAGAAUAAUUUAUAGUCGCAAAACCGACCCGGACCGACCGGUGGCACACGCUCCACGCACCAGGGAGACAUACAUUUAUGAAUACAAUGCAAAUUUAUUAAUGAAAACA
Molecule: messenger RNA, 6158 nt
Organism: Anopheles stephensi (Asian malaria mosquito)
Lineage: Eukaryota; Metazoa; Arthropoda; Insecta; Diptera; Culicidae
Gene: Tmtc2
Product: protein O-mannosyl-transferase TMTC2
Exons: 12
Coding region: 747-4199 (1150 amino acids)
Biological process (GO): protein O-linked glycosylation via mannose
Cellular component (GO): endoplasmic reticulum membrane
Molecular function (GO): protein binding; mannosyltransferase activity
Source: RefSeq, a predicted model, not a curated record